UUUGUUUUUUAUUGUACCGUGCCCGCCGCUCCACACUAGGCGGUGUUUGUUUACCGCGUCCCGGGACCGACAUCCUACCACGGUCUCCGGCCGCCACCACCCACGGGCCACGGACGGCAGCCUCGCUGAUCAGCAGUGGCAGUGGGGCCCGGGCGCCGCCUGGCCACAGCAGCACAGUGCACACGUUCGGCUCAGUGCUUCACAGACACGGCGUCUCACACAGUCAGACACUGCUGCACGCGCACGCGACACGCUCAUAUCCAAACCGCGCACACACAUACACACACACACACACACACGUACAUCGACGAACAUCGCACAGGCAUUGCGCAGCGCACGCACGCACGCACAAAGAUACAAAGACGUAUCGCGCAAAUCGCAGCUGAUCUCCUCACACAUUCUCACCACUGACACUCUCUCCAUCGCUGAAUCAUACACAGACAUGUCAAUAUGACGGCUGUGACGAACGAAUCUGUGAAUAACAAUAAUUAUAACAACAACAACAACAACAACAAUGAAAAUCCGUGCAAUUUUUUCCUCGUGCGCGGACGUACGUCGUAUUAUCGUUUUAGACACAAUUGAGUCUUUGGGCGCAAUGUAGAAGCGGACGACACACUCAUAUGUGUAUAUAUAUAUAUAUAUAUAUAGAUUUAUUUAUAUAUAUAUAUACAUAUAUAUAUAUGUACAUAUAGCGACGAGAAAAAUUUGCACAUAUUCUAGACUGAACGUCUAGAAUACAAUGUCUUCUCCUAACCAACAACCAGUUGUAGAGGACAUUGUCUCUAUUUUUGAAACAACUCAAAAUCAGUCCUGGUCCAUAUUCAACGAUAAACUGAACAGUGUUUCCAAUAAAGACUCUAAGAAAAAAGAUCCAGUUAAAUCAGAUAAUUAUAUUACUUUAUCUAGUGAUGAUGUUCCUGUAUUUGGCUUAGUCCCUCGACUUGAUAAAGUGAUGUUAGUUUCAUGUAAUGAAUGUGCAAUGAUAGUAAAAAGAGAUUGUAUACAUAGCCAUUUUUAUCGCCGUCACAACAGUAAUAAUGUUAGUCAUUCAGAAGCUGAUAAAUUUUCACUAGUUAACUUUUUAUGCCCUGUAAAAACCAAUAAAAAUAAAAAGCUAAAAAUGACUGUUCGAAAGCCUCCCGAAAAGAAAAUUAAUGAACGUGAAAAAGUUGAUACUGUUGUAAAGGAAAUAAAAACUGAAUUUGAUCAAAUAGAGUAUGAAAGAUUAUUAAAAACAAAUAGAGCAAAAAUCAAACAAGAAAAUACAACUGAAUAUGUCGAACAACAUAAUGUUGAUAUGGUAACAACAAGUUGCAACCCUAGUACCAGUUCUGGUAAUUUAGAUUGGGAUAUUAAACCAUGUAUUAAAAAUUUAACUCACUGUACUGAAGUUAAAGUAAAUGAAAAAAUUAUAGAGCAUGAUAAAGAUGUUAAUAAAUUAUCAACAGUAUCACUCGAUAAUAAAGAAGAUCUACAAAGUAAUAAAUAUUUAGAUACUCAGAGCAUUGAACAUGUUGUUAAUUAUGUUACUAGUUCUAAUGAGUUAUUAAAAUUAGAUCCAAUUAAAAAAAUUAAACCUAAACUAACUAUAGAUUUUUCUGGUUUUAUGUAUGGAUUUGAUGAAGAAUAUCAUAGAAAAUAUCGCAACUAUAAAAAUAAGUAUCAAAAAUUACCGCAUAAAAUAAAAAAUAUUAAAGAAAAAACUAAAUUAUCGAUAAAAAAUGAAUAUUCAGAUAUGGGCAAUAGAAAUGAUGAUGAUAUUGCAACUUUUUAUAAUCAAUCAUCAAAUACAUCUGCAGUUGAUGUUAAAAUUGAAUAUUAUAAAUUAUUUUCUGGAUUACAAAAUGACUGUGAACAAACAAAACUUUUUCCGUGCAAUAAAUAUUUAGAUGUAAAAAAUUUUAGUGUAAAAAAUGAAAUUUUUAGUGAUUCUUCUGAUACUAGUUAUCAUCAACCUACUGAAUCGCCGAAAGAAGAAUUUCAAAAUAUACCAAUUAAUAUAUAUCCAGAUGUGAAAAUAAAAGAAGAAUAUGAUGAAAAUAAUGACAAAUGUAAAGUUGAAUUAACCAAAUUUUCAACAGACAAUAAUCAUUUUGAAGUUAUGGAUAAUAUAUAUUCUAGUAAUGUUGAUAAUAAUCUUUCAACAAUUGUCAAAGAAGAAGUAACAUUAACGGAAAGCAGUGAAAAUAUAAUGAAUAAUGAAAGUACUGAUGAAUCUUUUAUUAGGAACAAUCAAUCUGCAAUUGCAUUACUGGAUAUUAAUGAAGUAUUAAGGCCUUAUUUAUUUUCUACCGAUAUGAAUGAAGAAUCAAAGUCUUUGUUAUUUACUACCAAUAUAAAUGAAGAAUCAAAGUCUUCAUUGAGCACAGACUUUAUUAAUAAAAAAUCUAAACAUUCAUUAAUCACCGAUUACAUUACUGAUAAUUCUUACACUGAAUAUUAUCAAUUAUAUACAAAUUCAAUUCCUCAACUUUCACCAAGUUAUAAGUAUUUAGAUGAUGACAAUUUGAAUGACGAACUUAAUUUACAGGAUGAAAAUAAUUUGCUCAAUUUUCAAGUGGAAGAAGAUUUGAAUGAUAAACUUAAUUUUCAGGGAGAAGACCAUUUAAAUAAUGAGCUGAAUUUACAGAGUAAAGACAAUUUAAAUGAUGAACUCAAUUUGCAGGUCAAAGAAGAGUUCAGCAAUGAAUUCAAUUUGCAAAUCAAAGAAGAGUUCAGCAAUGAAUUCAAUUUGCAGGUCAAAGAAGAGUUCAGCAAUGAACUCCAUUUGCAAGAUGAUGAUAUCAUCAAUGAAUUCAAUGAUUUUAACAAUGAAUUUAAUUUGCAGAGUGAUAAAGAUUUGAUCGAUGAAAUCAACUUACAGGCUGAAGAUGAUUUAAGUGAUGAAAUAAGUUUGCAUAGUGAAGAUGAUUUGGACUAUGAACUAAAUUUUCAGGGUGAAGAAGGUUUGAAUGUUGAAUUAAACUUACAGGGUGAAGACGAAUCGAGUAUGGACCUUGAUUAUCAGGAUGAAGAUGAUUUGAGAGAUGAACUCAAUUAUCAGAAAGUUGACGAUGAACUCGGUUUGCUAAGUGAAGACAAUUUAACUGAUGUAGACAAUUUAAGCAAUGUAGAAGAUAUGACUGAUGAAGAAGACUUAAAUGAUGAAGAAAACUUAAGUGGUAAAGAAAAUUUGGGUAGUGAUGAUGUUAAAACUAAUGACAAUUUAAAAUAUGAUUGCCCAAUACCAUCUCAAUUACUAAAUAAUGAAGAAGAAACAAAACAUAUACCAAGCAAGGAUUGUUCUGUUAUUAUAAAUAAUGAAAGUUCUAAUGAUGCUUUUACUGAUCAUGAUCAAUCAUCCACUGUAACAUUAGACAAUGAAAAAGAAUUAGAAUCUAAUUCUAUAAUAGAUGAUGCUUAUGUUAUGAUUGAUAAUCAUGGUAUUGUUAACAAUUUUGAAAAUAAGUAUUAUCGAUUAUCGCCUGAACUAUAUGACCACGACGCACAAACAUCAUUUACACCAAACUAUAAAUAUUCAGAUGUUAUAAGUAAUGAAAGUUCAGACAAUUCUGAUGAGUCUGUAUCAAUUCAUGAUCAAUCAUCUGUUGAAUUAUUAGAUGUUAGGGACAAAACAGAUCAUUCAUCAACUGAUCAUUCCUCUGAUUUUACAAGCGACGAAAGUUUGUAUAAUUCUGAUUCUACUACUAGUAGUAGUAAUCAAUCAACUGUAUUAUUUGAUAUUAUGAAAAAACCAAAAUAUACUCAAACCAAUUUCUUAGAAGACCACGAACAGUUUGUGAAUCGUAUUUCUAAGUUAGCAGAAUCAUUUGGUUUCGCAGAUGGUAAAAACAAUUGUACUAAAACCAAUGUACCAUUAGAAUGUAUGAAUUGUUAUAAAACCACUGAAGAUUUCGUUGACAUUUACGGCACUCAAAUCGAUGAACCUUCUGUUCCUAUUACCUCUAAUACUCAAAUUAAUGAAUAUGAUGUUAAUAAUUUUACUCCUAUUAGUUCAAGUGCUCAAAUUAUAAAUAAUACCAUCAUUCCCAAGGAUAUUGAAGAAUAUGAACUUAAAGAUAAUAAUGACUGUGAUUGUAAUGUUUCAAAUAAGUCACAUUAUUUAUCUCAUUUUCAUCCACAUCCUUAUAACCAGGCACAAAAUAAUAAUUUAAUGCAUAACCCUAUCAAUGAAAACAAUUGCAAAAUAUACAAUUCUGAACAUUACAAACCAAACGAGCAUAUUUUACACGGAAAUACAAUUAAUGAAGCGAUACCAUUUAUAAACAAAAAUAAUGAAAUUUAUAAAGAACUUAUGAAGAUUGUUGAUAAAAGUGUUCUUGAAAGAAAAUGUAAAAUAAUGCCAUAUGCCCGAAUAGCAAAGAAUUUAAAAAAAAAUUUAAAGAGACGAGUUGCUGAUGAUAAAGAAAAUCGUAAUCAUUCGAUAUCAAGAGGCUUUAAAAAAUUUAAGAUGGAAUUUAUAGAGAGAGAUUUUUCAUGCUCUGAUGAAUCUGACAAUAAUGAUAAUGUCGAUGAUUGAAAAUAUUAAUUUUUAGUUAUUUUACUAAGACUUCCUUAAGGUCUCAUUAUAUUAUAUUUAUUUGUUCCUGAUUUUAAAAUAAUUUUUAAUCUUCCAACUGAAAAAACAAUAUAUGUUGCCUAGUAACUAGUUUUAUUUUUGUCAAUAAUUAUUUUAUUAAUAUAAUUUUUUACUUUCUUUUUUUUAUAAA
Messenger RNA from Rhopalosiphum padi (bird cherry-oat aphid), 4709 nucleotides. Its product is annotated as protein PF3D7_1417600-like. The record is from RefSeq and is a predicted model, not a curated record. The transcript is spliced from 2 exons. Bases 740 to 4519 code for a protein of 1259 amino acids. Lineage: Eukaryota; Metazoa; Arthropoda; Insecta; Hemiptera; Aphididae.